Messenger RNA from Symphalangus syndactylus (siamang), 1200 nucleotides. RefSeq names its product small ubiquitin like modifier 2 (gene SUMO2). Lineage: Eukaryota; Metazoa; Chordata; Mammalia; Primates; Hylobatidae. The record is from RefSeq and is a predicted model, not a curated record. Gene Ontology annotation, molecular function: protein binding.
CGUCUCUUCCCGCCGGCCGGGCGGGCGCCUGGCCCAGGACGCGGUGGCGCGGGGCGGGGGGUGGGGGUGGUUAUGUAAGCGUUGCGCGCUCCCGCGAGGCGCCAGCCAAUGAGAGGCCCCGGCUGCUCGUGCUCGCGCACGCAGGGUUGGGGGAGGGAGCGCACGACGUGCGCGCACCCUCUCCCCUCGUCCACCGCUGCCGCCUCCUUCUUCUGCCGCUCCUGGCGCUGCUUGUGUGCUCGUUUGGUGCGGACCUGGUACCUCUUUUGUGAAGCGGCAGCUGAGGAGACUCCGGCGCUCGCCAUGGCCGACGAAAAGCCCAAGGAAGGAGUCAAGACUGAGAACAACGAUCAUAUUAAUUUGAAGGUGGCGGGGCAGGAUGGUUCUGUGGUGCAGUUUAAGAUUAAGAGGCAUACACCACUUAGUAAACUAAUGAAAGCCUAUUGUGAACGACAGGGAUUGUCAAUGAGGCAGAUCAGAUUCCGAUUCGACGGGCAACCAAUCAAUGAAACAGACACACCUGCACAGUUGGAAAUGGAGGAUGAAGAUACAAUUGAUGUGUUCCAACAGCAGACGGGAGGUGUCUACUGAAAAGGGAACCUGCUUCUUUACUCCAGAACUCUGUUCUUUAAAGACCAAGAUUACAUUCUCAAUUAGAAAACUGCAAUUUGGUUCCACCACAUCCUGACUACUACCGUAUAGUUUUCUCUAUUCUUUCAUUUCCCCCUUCCCCAUUCCUUUAUUGUACAUAAAGUAACUGGUAUAUGUGCACAAGCAUAUUGCAUUUUUUUUUUUUAACUAAACAGCCAAUGGUAUGUUUUGAUUGACAUCAAGUGGAGACGGGAUGGGGAAAAAUACUGAUUCUGUGAAAAUACCCCCUUUCUCCAUUAGUGGCAUGCUCAUUCAGCUCUUAUCUUUAUAUUCCAGUAAGUUAUUUUGCUCUCACUGUUUUAACAAAAAAAAAAAACACAACAACAUAAAAAUCCUUGCAUACCUUGUUCAAUUGGAGAAUUUUAAUGUUUUUCAUUUAUCAUUGUAAAACCAAGGACAAUUUUAUAACUUUUUUGUACGUAGCUGUUACAUGUAGGGCAAUCUGUCUUUAAGUAGGGAUAAAUUACUCUAAAACAAAAAAGAAUCCUAGAUAGUUUUCCCUUCAAGUCAAGCGUCUUGUUGUUUAAAUAAACUUCUUGUUUAAAAUGA